CGGUGGCAGCGGGGCCGUGUGCUGCGUGCGCCUCCCCCUCGCCACCGGCCUCCCCGUAGGUCCGCGUUGACGCUGCGCGGAGAUUGGGAGCCGUGGCACGAGGGGCGGGCCUGGGCUCCCGUUUAAUCCCCGCUCUGUCGGGAUUAGGGCCGGAGGAGACUCGGUAAUCUGCCGGAGGCUCGGCACGCAGCUGGGGCUGGCAGCGAGGCAGCGCCGAGGGGACGGGCAGGCCCUGCAGCUCCCACCCGGAGCCGGACCCCACGCCUCGCCACGCCACGAGGAGCCCUGAGCCUGCCAUGGAGGGCCCGGAGCUGCCCGUCCAGGCUGAGAUGGUGGAGCUGGUGCCCAACGGGAAGCACGCGGCUGCACUUGGCACCACCACCAUCCCCUCGCUGCCUGGUGACAGGUUUGAUGAGAACCAGUGUGGUGCAGAGAUGGAAGAGUUCCUGCCCCAUGGCACUGAGAAGAAGCAGACGCACUUCACUGAUUUCGAAGGCAAGACGUCGUUCGGGAUGUCUGUCUUCAACCUGAGCAAUGCCAUCAUGGGCAGUGGCAUCCUGGGGCUGGCCUACGCCAUGGCCAACACUGGCAUCAUCCUCUUCCUCUUCCUGCUGACGGCCGUGGCUCUGCUAUCCAGCUACUCCAUCCACCUGCUGUUGAAAUCCUCAGGCAUCGUGGGCAUCCGUGCCUAUGAGCAGUUAGGUUUCCGAGCCUUCGGCACACCAGGCAAGCUGGCUGCGGCCAUCGCCAUCACUCUGCAGAACAUCGGAGCCAUGUCCAGCUACCUGUACAUCGUCAAGUCUGAGGUGCCGCUGGUCAUCCAGACCUUCCUCAACCUGGAGGAGAAGACCACGGAUUGGUACCUGAAUGGGAACUACCUGGUAAUCCUGGUCUCUGUCACCAUCAUCCUGCCUCUGGCCCUGAUGAAGCAGCUGGGCUACCUGGGCUACGCCAGUGGCUUCUCACUCAGCUGCAUGGUCUUCUUCCUCAUCUCGGUCAUCUACAAGAAAUUCCAAAUCCCCUGCCCGCUGCCUGAGCAAGGGGGGAACAUCAGCAGUGGCACUAAUGUCACUCUGGGCGGCGAGCACUGGGAUGGCCCCGCAGCCCCACUGCCCGCUGAGGUGGGGGCCUGCACCCCCAGCUUCUUCACCCUCAACUCCCAGACAGCGUACACCAUCCCCAUCAUGGCCUUCGCCUUCGUGUGUCACCCUGAGGUGCUGCCCAUCUACACGGAGCUGAAGGACCCCUCCAAGAAGAAGAUGCAGUGCAUCUCCAACAUCUCCAUCACCGUCAUGUACCUCAUGUACUUCCUGGCCGCCCUCUUUGGCUACCUCACGUUCUACGGGCGCGUGGAGUCAGAGCUGCUGCACACCUACAGCCGGGUGGACCCCUUUGACGUGCUGAUCCUCUGCGUGCGGGUAGCUGUGCUGACAGCUGUGACACUCACGGUCCCCAUCGUCCUCUUCCCGGUGCGCCGUGCUAUCCAGCAGAUGCUGUUCCAAGGCAAGAACUUCAGCUGGAUCCGCCACGUCGCCAUCGCUGUGAUCCUGCUGACCUUCAUCAACCUUCUGGUCAUUUUUGCCCCCUCCAUCCUCGGCAUCUUCGGGUUGAUUGGUGCCACCUCUGCCCCCUGCCUCAUCUUCAUCUUCCCGGCCAUCUUCUACAUCCGCAUCAGUCCCAAGGACAAGGAGCCCCUGCGCUCCACCCCCAAAAUCCUGGCUGCCUGCUUCGCCCUCCUUGGGGUGCUCUUCAUGAUCAUGAGCCUCAGCUUCAUCAUCACCGAUUGGGCCACAGGAGGGGGCCGGAGUGGCGGCAGCCACUAGCCACCCUGGUUGCCCACCCUGACUCCCCCCCCCUCCCCACCAGGACCCCACGGGGCUCCCACCUUCGCCGCCUGCCCUUUUGCCUGAGGGGACACAUGGGGGACCCCAGCCCGUGCCCACCCCUCCUGGCUCCGCGCUUCAGUUUCCCCAUCUGUGCAAUGGGAGACCAGCGCUUCCCUACCUCACCGGGGGCCAAAGGGGACGUGGCCAACGUGGCCCACAGGCACCCACUUGUCCUCAGCCGGCCCCAAGUCCUGACGGCAGCGUCUGCGGGGCUGGUGGCCAGCACCUCAGCAGUGCCCGUGCCACCCCCAUGUGCUCCGCUGUCUCCACCCCCUGACUGCCAGCUCCUCGCUGCCCCCUCCCGCUGGCACAUGGUGCCCGGGGGAAGGCUGGUCCCGGUGCCAGCGGGUGGGAACCUGGCGAUCCAGGGGCCAGCUCGGGGAAGGUGAGACGUGCCAGGGCUGGGUGCCGCCGGCACUGGGGUGGGUGGGUGCACCACAGAGGUGCUGGUGUGGGGCACGGAGGUGCCUGGGGCGGCACCGCUUGGGCUGUGAGAUGGAGGGGGUGUGGGAUGCGCGCUCCCGUACACCAGGGUGAUGGGCACAACCCGGCCCCGCUGUCCUGCCACCACCCACCUGUCUGUCCGUCCAUGCCAGGGGCAGCUCCCAGCCAUGCCAAGAGCCUGGCCACGGGGACGCGAGCAGGCGGUGAGGGGGGCCGGGAGCUCGCCAAGUAAAUAAGAGACGUAUUUUUAUAUGGGGGUGGUGGAGGCUGGGACGCUUUUUAUAAAUACUGUAUAUAAGAGUAGUUCUUUUUUAAUGUGUUGGGGGGCUACCGGGAGGUCUGCAUCGUGUGCGGGAUCGGGGAGGCUCUCGCCGUGUCACCCUGACGUCCCCGCACCGAGCUGUCCCACGGCCCCCCCACCGCCGCGCCGUUAAGUUAUAUGUGGGGAUGAGCGCCGUGCAGGAGGAGCGCGACCGAGCAGAUCCGUCAGAGUAACAAUAAAGGAUAAAAAUGUGA
Lagopus muta (rock ptarmigan) is the source of this 2846-nucleotide messenger RNA. It is a transcript of the gene SLC38A3, whose product is annotated as solute carrier family 38 member 3. The transcript is spliced from 16 exons. Bases 297 to 1823 code for a protein of 508 amino acids. Gene Ontology annotation, biological process: amino acid transmembrane transport; asparagine transport; histidine transport. The record is from RefSeq and is a predicted model, not a curated record. Gene Ontology annotation, molecular function: L-glutamine transmembrane transporter activity; L-asparagine transmembrane transporter activity; L-histidine transmembrane transporter activity. Lineage: Eukaryota; Metazoa; Chordata; Aves; Galliformes; Phasianidae.